UUUAUAUUUUUGCUGUUUUCUAGGAUAUUUGGAAGUGUGAUGUUGCUCUAAAUGCACAAAUAUCAUUAGUCCUAGUCCCUCUUCACACAGUCCGGCAUCCCACCACCAGCCCCUCAAACGUGCAUCCCUCCUCUCUGUCGCCUGACUCACCCACCCUUUUGCCCCACUUACUUCUGUCGAUCAAAAAAACCCACUAAUUUUAUCCAAUUUCAAGCAAUUUUCUUACCCAAAGUUAAUUUCUUGAAUAUUCUAUGUGCAUGAUUUCUUAAUUUUCUGCAUACUUUAUUUGUGUAAUUCAUGCAUUGAAGUUGGGGCUUAAAUUUUUUUCAUGGGUUUGCAAUUCUAGAUUGUGUUUUUCCUGAAAAUGCAUACUAUGGAAUCAAUUUAACCAAUUAUUCCACAGAUUGAACGAAAUUGACUGAAAUAGAACAAAAAUCCUGGGGUUUUGAUUGGGUUGAUAAGCAGCAGAUAUCUAGGGUUUUAAAUAGUGAUGGAUUCGAAACCCGAGACGGGGAAUGCUUUUGGGGGUGGAGCAGUUGAUGUUGGUGUAGGCAUGUUGAGUAAUAUGCAAAGCUGUUCACAGUUAUCAGGUCUCAGUAUUACAUCUGAAACUUCUGCCCUUAAUUUUGUGUAUCACAGAAAGAGGGUUUCUAAGAACCCUGUUCCUGUUUUCCCAACCCUAUCACCUGAUAAUAUUACUUUUGUCUAUGAAAGAAGAAAGAAUCAAAAGAGUGUAGCCACUAAUUUUACAGCUAUGGUCUCGGAAAACUCGUUACCUAAUGGUGCCUGUACUUCGGGUAUCAGAUCAGAUAAUGAUGCCAUUGCCAUACCCCUGGGCACAAGAAAAAGAGGAUUAAAUGAAAGGGAGGCUACUAGGGUUUUUUCAAUAGAACAACCAUUGACAACAUCGGAGGCAAUUGAUGGUUAUGUGACUGAGGACCGUGGCUUUGAUGUAAAAGACAAGAUGCACAAGGCUUUUGAGUUGUAUAGUGUAGAUGAUAGUUGUUCAUCGUCGAGGCUUGAUAUGGACAGUGGUUCGUCUCCGCUGAAGAAUAAAGUAGAUGACACUGAUGAGUGUUCAUCCUCUGGUGCAGUUGUUGUAGAUGUGACGGGAAAUGACCAAUCGAUAUCGGUUAAGGGUCUUUGUGUUUCUAUUCUUCGAAGUCAUGGCUUGUUGUCUGAUUCUGGGUCAAAUAGAUCUGGUACUUCUGAGGAAGAUGCUCCAUCAUGUAGUGGCAGUAGUUGUUCUCGAACUUGUAAUGUUUGUAGUCGAAUCGGUACAGCAGACACAAACAUGCUAAUUUGUGAUGAGUGUGAGAAAGCCUUCCAUAUAUCAUGCUUCAAUCCGUGCAUAAGAAAGAUUCCGACUGAUGAUUGGUACUGUCAACCGUGCUCUAAAAAGAAGCAUAACUUGUUAAAAGAGAGAGCAGUAAGAAAGUCAUCAAUUAUCAGGACUGAUAAGGGCUCUGUGACAUCUGAAGGAGAUUUCAGUCCAAUAGCACUGAUGCUAAAUGAUUCUCAGCCUUACAUAACUAGUGUCCGGGUUGGUAAAGGAUUCCAAGCAUUCGUUCCUGAGUGGUGUGGACCUGUUACACGGGGAGUCAGUUUCUUUUCUGAACCAAUGGAGUUGGAUCCAUUGCUAUCAGUCAAUUUUCCGGGACCUAAAUCUGGCAAACCUCAUAAGGCCUUUAUUGGUAAUUGGCUUCAGUGUAGAGAUGUCAUUGUUGGCAUGGGAGACAACAUUGAUGGAACUAUAUGUGGAAAGUGGCGCAGGGCUCCUCUGUUUGAGGUCCAGACUGACAAUUGGGAUUGUUUUCAUUCUGUUCUUUGGGAUCCAUCUCAUGCUGACUGUUCUGUACCACAGGAACUGGAAACUGAAGAAGUAAUGAAGCAAUUGAAGUACAUUGAAAUGUUGAGACCUCGAUUGGCAGCAAAGAGACGGAAGUUAGACAUGUGUAUUGCUAAUGGCUCUGAGGUGCCGACAGAAGAUGUGAGCAAGUGUACAGGCUCUGUAGAUGCAGCAAGAACUACAUAGUCUUGCUGUGCAACACUGGUGAAUUUAAUUUCAAUUCAUGGGUCUGAUUUUUGUGCACAGGUAUCCUAUGUUUGCUGACCAUGAUGUAAUCAAACCAAAAGCUAGUAUAGUGAACUUGUAAAAAUGGUCUAACUAGUGUUGUUUCUGCCUAUUGAGCUCGUGCAGAAUUGUAGAAUUAUGCCCCCGGUUUUGCUGUGGUUAUAGGGGAUAACAUCUGUGUAUCAAACUUAAUCAAUUCGGAUGUUGAAUGAAUGAAUCAAGGUGACUAAAAACAUCAGCACAUAUAUGGCAACCAUUUAAGCUACUUGAAAUCAGAAUAAUUUAAUUCUUGCUCCA
Molecule: messenger RNA, 2371 nt
Organism: Chenopodium quinoa (quinoa)
Lineage: Eukaryota; Viridiplantae; Streptophyta; Magnoliopsida; Caryophyllales; Amaranthaceae
Exons: 7
Coding region: 491-2035 (514 amino acids)
Biological process (GO): chromatin remodeling
Molecular function (GO): zinc ion binding
Source: RefSeq, a predicted model, not a curated record